This is a messenger RNA of Diaporthe citri, 618 nucleotides long. RefSeq lists its product as uncharacterized. The record is from RefSeq and is a predicted model, not a curated record. The transcript has a single exon. Lineage: Eukaryota; Fungi; Ascomycota; Sordariomycetes; Diaporthales; Diaporthaceae. Bases 1 to 618 code for a protein of 205 amino acids.
AUGACAGCAACUAUCGGUCCAGUCACAGAGCUCGUGCGGAUUCCACUGGCGGUCUCCUUCGAGGCAUUCCUCUCCACCUUCACCUCACAACUCGAGCCCGUCCUCCUGGCGCAAGAUGGAAUCCUCUCAAUCCUCACGGGAGUGAUAGUCACCAACGAUAACCUGAAACAGCCGCACGCCGUGUCCAUCACGCAAUGGGAGAGCAUGGACGCGCACGGCGUUUUUCUCGACAGCCCGGCGGCGAAGCCGUUCUUUGCGGCAAUGGAGCCACUCGCCACAGGACCGCCGGCGAUUGAACACUACAACCUGGGAAAUCUAACUCCGGCGGCUCUUCGGUCCCGUUUUGCGCAUGUGUCUAUAUUCGACUCACGCGGCAGCAUUUCAUCUCAGCAAAAGGUACUUGAGCGACAUAUCAGUUCUCGGGAUGGCUGGGAGCGGGCUGCGGUGGCAGGUAGCUGCGUAGAGGUGGACGGACAGAGCGCGGUGGUAUUAUUCAGCGAGACGGACGACUUCAAGACAGGGGAAGUUGGCGAUGGCUUGGUGACCUCAUUCGUGGUGCGGCUAGAACGGAGUGAGGAGAAGGUUACAACGCUCAAAAGCGCGCAGUCCAAUCUGUAG